Molecule: messenger RNA, 2147 nt
Organism: Pelodiscus sinensis (Chinese soft-shelled turtle)
Lineage: Eukaryota; Metazoa; Chordata; Testudines; Trionychidae
Source: RefSeq, a predicted model, not a curated record
AUGGAGAGGGAGUGGAGAACAUUUGGGAAGGGAGUCAGAAGUGAACAAACAGCUAAGAUUGUAGGCUUGGAAGUCAUUGAAAGUUGUAGUACUGCUACUGAACCAGAUAGUGAAGCUGAGCUGCCUGUGGUGUUGAAUGAUGAGGAAGGUCCAAGUUCAGUUAAAAACAAGAAAAAGGGUAAAAGGGCUGGUCCUCCAGGGCCGAAUGGUCCUCAAGGCCCACCAGGACCUCCUGGACCCCAGGGUCCCCCAGGAAUCCCAGGGAUCCCUGGAAUUCCAGGCACAACUGUAAUGGGACCACCUGGCCCUCCUGGUCCUCCUGGCCCCCAGGGUCCACCUGGUCUGCAGGGCCCUUCAGGUGCCACAGACAAAGCAGGCUCCAGGGAGACACAGCCAGCUGUGGUUCAUCUCCAGGGCCAAGGGUCAGCGAUUCAAGUAAAGAAUGGUGGAGUGCUCAAUGACUGGUCUCGCAUCAUUAUGAACCCCAAGGUGUUUAAGCUGCAUGCACGCAGUGGGGAGCUGGAGGUACUGGUGGACGGCACAUACUUCAUCUAUAGUCAGGUAGAAGUAUACUACAUAAACUUCACAGAUUUUGCCAGCUAUGAGGUGGUAGUGGAUGAAAAGCCAUUCCUACAGUGCACCCGGAGCAUUGAGACAGGCAAGACCAACUUCAACACGUGUUACACAGCAGGGGUCUGCCUCCUCAAAGCCAGGCAGAAGGUUGUAGUGAAAAUGGUCCAUGCUGACAUCUCUAUCAACAUGAGCAAGCACACGACUUUCUUUGGGGCCAUACGGCUAGGAGAUGCACCAACAUCUUAAUUGAACUUGGCAUAUACCUGGAGUCUCCAGAACUACACAGUGCUGCUGUUCAUAAGAGUAUGAGUGGGUUCUAUAAUCCAGCCACAAAGAAAACUGAUUCAGCGCUCUUUGUUUAUGUGGAUACAAGAAGAGCAAGGUCACCUGUGAUUUUCAUGGAGGCUUCUAUUGGAAAGGUAGUGCAGAAAGCGUUGUGAGGAAGAAAGGCUAGAGGGUCCUUUCUUGUCUCCGUGUUUUAAGUGCUACUGCGCUGAUAUUCUGCGCUAUGGUCCUCAUCAAUGACAUUUGUCGUGAGAAUGAUAUGGGUCUCCUGCUUUUAUGUUGCACUAGCUGUAGCAUUCAUGGCAGUGACAGAAGGAGAAAAAAACAGACUUUCUGGUGAGUUGUUCUACCCAGGCCAGGGCUGGGCAAGAUGUGGCCAAGGGGCCAGAUCUGGCCGGCCUAACGCUUUGAUCCGGCCUGCAGACUGCAUCUAGUCACUUUCUAUUUAUAUCCUGCUGGCCAUGCCUCUGAAUUUCCAGGCUCAUGGCUAAUGGUCGCAGCACUACACUGCCAGAGGUUGAAGCCACGGGCCUUUUAAAUAGCCACAGUAAUCCCACGCGGCUGCCAGGCAACAUGGUAACAGUGGGGCUAGGAACCACGAGCCCUUUGCUGUGUUUUUAAUUCAAAGUCUCUGGCCCCAGACAGUUCUCUGCCUCUUCCUCCCCAGGCCUCACUCCAGUUCUCUGUCCCCAGUCCUUCUCCCCAGGAAGACAAGAUCCUCUGUCCCUAAUCCUUCCUCCCCAAUCCUCUGUCCCUAGCUCUGCCUCUUCCUCCACAGGUCCCACCCCUUCUGGGGGUGGAGCCAUCCUGUGACCAUAUAGCAAAAUUCAUUAAGUAGCCCCUGCAAAAGUUAUUGCUCACCGCCAAUCUAAGCACUCAUGCUCUGCUACUCCUGCACACUGAUCAGGGCAAAAAACGAGGGGUUUCUCCACCUAUGAGAGUCCAUGGUAUGUCUAAUCUACACCCCUUUUUUGAAAAAGGAGUGUAAAUUAGACAUAUCAAAAUUGUAAAUGAAGCUGGGAUUUGAAUUUCCUGCACUUCAUUUGAAUAAUGGCAACCGUGGCUUUUUUCGAAAAGCCACUUUUCAAAAAAAAAAAACCGCAGUCAAGAUGGGGAUCGUUCAGCAGAAAUGCCCUGCUUCUAAAGAUCCUGUAACACUCACUGUCUCUGGAGGGCAUCAUGUUAGGGUUGCAUUAACAGGUAUGUUGUGAGCAAGACACGAGAAAUCAUUCUUCUGCUCUACUCUGCGCUGGUUAGGUCUCACUUGGAGUAUUGUGUCCAGUUCUGGG